AAUCUUCGCUUUGGAAACCGGUACACUAAUCGGACAUCAAUGCACCAUGCGAUCUGUGAGGAAAUCUAUGGCUAGACCUGUUUCCAGCUGUCCAACCGAUGCAGGAACUCGUGCUUCGAUCGAUCGUCAGGGAUGCCUUCUCUCCUCUUACCAGUCAACAUCAUCCUGGCAGAUACUUAGCGUUCGAAGAUUUGCAGCGAUGAGUAACGCGCUUGCGGACCUACGAGUGCUGAAUAGAAGGACAAUCCCCUUCGUCACGUCUUUGCGCUUCAUGGGAACGGUCACGACACAGGCCAUGAAAUGCACUGACAGUGAAAAAUAUUCUCGAAGAACAGAGUCUGCCCCUUUGUCUUCAUUACCAGACUUCGAUCGCGUAGUACAAGAGGCCGAUCGAUUGUCCCAACUAGCUGAGCAGUCGAAAAAGUCUAUUUCAGAGGAAAAUGCUUCACAAGCAAUUGUGGCUGCUCGGGACUUGUUGUCAAUUGCGAAUCAGUUCAACUACCAGAAGAUGGACGAUAAGGAAGCAAUGGAAGAACAGCGGGUGGCGAGUUUGCAUCGAGCCUUCCUGUCGAUUACGUCCUGGUGUUUAGACUUUAUACUAGAAGGGAGUUUGUCGUUGGAAGACUCAAAAGAACUUCUCGACCAGACCGUUGAUCUAGCACGGCGCGCAUUCAACUUGUCCCUUCCCUUCCACCUUCCACUAUACCAACGAUUGAUGAAUACGGUUGCAAAGCACGACACCAGAAAGUCUGAUACAGCUGAUACAAUUUUGGAAAUAUCUUCUUGGGCAACGGUCAUGCUGGACACACCGAUUCCGGCUACCUUUUUCGAUACAGUUCUUCAAACUUUGUCGUCGCAGAAACGUUUUGGUCAAGUCACCAUUGUGCUGCGUGGCAUGCAAGCGCGGCAUGCAAUUCAGGGAGCUAGUAUUGCAACAGCAGCGGACCUUUUGAACACCGUUAGCAAUUCUAUAGAAACACACUCGCAGGACAGCUCAUUUUCAGAAACGGAAGCUACCGAGCUGAUAAAUGAGCUCGAGGAGUCAAUAACUUCGGCGUUGGAGCAUUCGGACACCUCCGAGUCAAUCCGUGAACGGAUUGACGCUCUCUUUCGUCAGCUGAACAGUCCAGCCAAUCCAAACGAUGGCAAAGGAAAUCUGGCUAGCUUUGAUAAAGAAAGAUGGAAGGAUGCCCUUGUACUCGAUAUCGCUACCUUAAACCAGCGUCAUGACAAAACGAAAACGCUGUUGUCAGACUUAACGAAAGACACUCAGAAACUCGUAGAGAAACCUUUGUUUCGACGGGUUGGCCAAUAUAAUCGCGGAGAUGAAAUUAUUGAAGUCGUGCAGGUGCAGGAUAUAUCAGACAGUGACGACACGGACGAUUCGACGGAUCCGGAUGAUCUGUUGUACAUGCGUGACAGUGAAAAGUACAGGCUACCCGACAUCACUGAAUACGUGGAAGAGUUGAACGGAGACAAGAAGUUGCUGUUUACCGAGGAAUACGAAGACACGCUGUGGCUAAGGGACUACGACAAUAACAUAGCAAUGUUCGAGAGC
Phaeodactylum tricornutum CCAP 1055/1 is the source of this 1558-nucleotide messenger RNA. RefSeq lists its product with no specific name. The annotation marks the transcript as partial. NCBI's taxonomy places the organism in Eukaryota, Bacillariophyta, Bacillariophyceae, Surirellales, Neidiaceae. The transcript has a single exon. The record is from RefSeq and is a predicted model, not a curated record.